GUCUGUCAAAAACGUCAAAGCUCCAUUUUCAUUAUCAUAAUACGCAUCGUAGUCGUAAAUAAAUAACAGUGAGCUCGUCCAAGUGAAUUAAAUUAAAAUAAAUCGCAAUGGAAGGUGAAAAAUCAUCCACUGAGAAAUUAAAGGAUCGUAUGGAACGAUUGAAAAAAUUACAUUUGGCCAGAAAUGAAGCGCGUCAACACAAUCACCAAGAAGUUGUGGAAGAGGAUGCUCGAAACAAAUUGCCAGCAAAUUGGGAAACACGUAAAAGACAGGCCGAUUGGUUGAUUGCAGACGAGAAAGCCCGAAAAGAAGCAGCAGAAAAAGGUCUGAAUUAUGACCGCGUGAAAUUGUUGCAUGUGUCCGCCGUGGAAGCCAGUAAUUUCGAGAAGAAAAAGAAGAAGAAAAAUCCGGAUGUUGGAUUUUCGGACUAUGAGGCACAAACAGCCAGGCAGUAUAACAGGCUGGUGAAACAGAUGCCCGCACGGGACAUGGUCAAAUAUGAACAACAGCGACAAGCGUUUGGAGAGGCGUUUUACGGAGGAGCACACACAAUUCAACAAGGACUCCAUAAGGACGAUCCCAAGGCAAUCGAUAAUAUGGUCAAGGAUCUAGAAAAUCAAAUAUCGAAACGCAAGAGUUUCUCGAGACGUCGAACGCACAACGAUGAUGCGGACAUCGAUUACAUUAAUGAGAAGAAUCAACGUUUCAACAAGAAACUGGAACGAUUCUAUGGCGAACACACGGUUGAAAUUAAACAGAAUUUGGAACGAGGUACGGCCAUAUAGACCGUGUGCAAUAAGUUAAAUGAAAUCAAUAAAAUAUGGAAAGCAAACAAAGGCAAACAACUUCUUUUCUGUAACAAAAACU
Molecule: messenger RNA, 867 nt
Organism: Bradysia coprophila
Lineage: Eukaryota; Metazoa; Arthropoda; Insecta; Diptera; Sciaridae
Product: pre-mRNA-splicing factor Syf2
Cellular component (GO): post-mRNA release spliceosomal complex; Prp19 complex; catalytic step 2 spliceosome
Source: RefSeq, a predicted model, not a curated record